AUCCGGCAUCGGGACCAAGACAGACGACAUUUUACAUUGAUUUUUCACUCGCGAAUUUUUCCGUUCAUCGAUUGACAUUUUUUUCGUUCUCAGGGAUCAACAUCUUGGCAUUUGCCAGUCCCAAACUGAUAUUCGGUUUCAUUACUGUUUAUAGAGCAGUGCGAAUACGGUUGUUCCAAUAGUGAUUGGACUUUGCUCGGUGGUAGGAUCAAAAAAGCUCUAAAGUGUUUUGGAUAAAAUUAAGGACAUCAAGUGGGUAAAACACGGGCAGCAUGGAGCAGUUUGAACAACUGCUGACAUGCGCGAUAUGUCUUGAUCGAUACAGAAAUCCAAAAUUACUACCAUGCCAGCACAGCUUUUGCAUGGAACCAUGUAUGGACGGCCUGAUCGAUUAUGUUCGUCGUCAGGUCAAGUGUCCGGAAUGUCGUGCGGAACAUCGCAUACCUUAUCAGGGUGUGCAGGCAUUCCCUACAAAUGUGACACUACAACGUUUCCUGGAGCUUCACAUAGAAAUUACUGGGGAACUUCCAGAUCCAACAAGCGGCCAGACAAUGGAACGCUGUGGUGUCUGCUCGGAGAAAAGUUACUGUUCACUUUGUGUACAUUGUGAUAAGAAAUGCUGUCCAGAAUGCAAAGAUGCACAUAUGGAUAUUCUGAGACGUGAAAUUACGCGUAUAAAUUCCCAGGUCAGAAGAGGACUCCAUAGAUUGCAAGAUGCCCUUGCCCUAGUGGAAAAGAACACACUGGGUCUGCAAACAAAUUGUGCCUCAGUAACAGAAGAAGUCGACGAAAUUUAUCGAAGAUUGAGCAAAGCACUCAAAGAUCGCACAGAAUAUCUAAGAAAUGAGAUCGAACGUUACUCGGGCACCGAACUCCGGGGUUUGAUACAGCUCAAGGAGAAUCUGGAACUAGAAAUCGCCAACAUCCAGAGUAACUGUGAUCUAGCGGAUGCUCACAUCAACGAGAAUGUUGCGUGGGAUGAUGCUGAACUUCUGGACACAAAAGAAUUAUUCCUCCGCACUGUUGAGUUCAUCAGAAAUUUUGAGUACGAAGCUGGUGAUUAUGGCCGCAGAGUGCGGUUCGUCAUGCCACAUGAGCCCAACCAGUUGGUACUACACGUGGCUGGCUAUGGGGAACUGAACAUCAAGCAUGAAACCGGUAGCAACAGCCACUUGGGUACGGGAACUGGACUGGCACCACCGGGUAAUUCGCCCGGGUUGAUGAGGAGUAAAAGUGAUCAUCGUCUUGCUUCCCAGUACCGUCAACAGGAGGAGGAUCGACUGGCCAGGAACCGCUACGUUCCCGAUUACGAAUAUGACAAUGCCCCGGACUACGAAUCGCCUAGAAAUAAAUCGAGAUACCGAAGUCGCUUCAUGCGUCACCGAGACGGUGAAGAAUCAGAUGGAGAUUCAAGAUCAACAGUGCGCUUCACCCCUGCCGCUGCAGAAACAGGUCUUCGGGAGCGCGUCCUGGACACAGAGGACGCCGCGAGAGGUCCUCUAUCAGGAAUCUUCCGUCUAACCGAUUCCCCACGUGUCAUGAAGAAGUUGCAAGAGUGCGAGCGGGCGGGAAAACGCAAGAAAGAAGAAGUGACCGUUCCGCAACCGCAAACUCCAAAACCUCAAGUACAAGCCCGGAAACCUGCACCAAUAGUGACGAAACAGGCCAGUGAGGACGAUGAAAUAUCAAAAAUUAAGAAGCAGAAUAAGAACAGCAGUCUGUCCCACGUUGAAUCCCCCGAUGAACGUCAGUCAGUACCGACCGGGAUUAUCCACUCUUCAACACCAGAAGUUGAACAUGAGGUCGAGGAGCCUCCCAGAAGAACAUCGAUCACAAGAAGAACAUCAACGGAGCCGCACACCCAAAGUACAAGAAGUGCAUCCAGUGAGUCCAGCACUGGGUCAGAAAGCUCAGGGUCGGGUAUCUGUAAUACCGGUGCACCUUUCACGACCGAGGAAAUGAAACAAAAGUAUCUGGCACGAACACCACCAACGGCUACGUCUCCAUCCAACAUUAAUACGCAAACAGCCGCUAGUAGAGAAACACCUACUACUCCCACCAGCAGCCCAAGGCCGUUUCAAAGUCGUUUUUUAGGCGCAGGUAAUCGCGCAGCACCUCCACCACCAAUUCAAAUAACCCGUGAAGAAACCCCGAAGAAAAGAGAAGUUGAAGAAGAUAUCGAUGACGAGGAGACCAGCAGUUCCUCCGAGGAAACUGAAACUGAAACCGAGGAGGAGUCAGAACAAGAGACGCGGUCGAAUCCGACGAACGUAACACCUCCAUCUCAGAAGCAGCAGAGAAACGAAGCUGCUAUGGCUCGCACAGACAUCGGGCCACUUCUUGCUAGAAGCGCUGAAGCGAGACGCGGCAGCAAAGAGGAUUCUCCAUCCACCAGGUAUUCAUCGCCACGUGGCAGUCCGGCGCAUUCAACGUCGUCACCAACUGGUUUAACAACAUCAUCAUCACCCAGUGGCUACACGAGCAGAUUUCUGAAUAAAAGCAGAAGCCAAGCAGCCGUAGGAGCUUCACGGGAGCGGGAACGGGAGCGAGAGCGAGAACCGGAAGCCGAUGUGGAGCCACUGUCGCCACGUACCCGCUAUGCUGCCCUCAAGGAGAGGCGCCAGCGGGUGGCCCGAUCAAGGAGCUCCCACAAUUUCGCUAACGAUGAUCUCGAUCUUGAUGAAGAUCCACCGUCACCAACAACUCAAUCCCCGAACGCUUAUCUUGCGGCGAAAUACGGCGCUGGCUCAGAACUGGCUCGUAGUCGGAGUACGCACGCGUUAAAAUCACGCGAACCAAGUCCCGAUCGCGAUCGGGCCGGCGCGGAAAAAGAUGGCGCUGCGCUGAGUUCUUGGGCGCGUUAUCUCAAGAAUAAGUAUGGAAAUCGGAAUACUAAGGAUAAGGAGUCUACAUCUACUUCAUCAGUUCCUUCCUCCAGCACGAGCGCCGCAUCAAGAAGAUUGUCUCUCGGUUUACCCCUGAGACACGUCGGCCAGACAUCCUUCGAAUCCUCUGACGACGACCAAAAAAACCCGUCAGGCUCCCCCACGUCCCCUACAGCAGCUCAAGGUAUCCCCGCAGCAGCCGGUUCCUCAACUAGGAACCAGUACAUGCUGAAGCGGCGACAGCUGUUGAAAUUUGGGAUGCGGGGGAGCGGAGCCGGAUGUUUCACAUGGCCACGAGGUCUUGCCGUAGGUCCUGACAAUUCCAUCAUCGUGGCAGACAGUUCAAAUCAUCGCGUUCAGGUUUUCGAUUCUAACGGCAAGUUUAUCAACGAAUUUGGUGCUUACGGAAGUGGAGAAGGACAGUUUGACUGUCUGGCGGGUGUCGCAGUCAACAGAAUUGGACAGUUCAUCAUUGCUGAUCGUUACAAUCAUCGAAUCCAGGUGUUCGAUCCAUCUGGCCACUUCUUGAGAACUUUUGGAUCACAAGGCACUGCAGACGGACGCUUCAAUUAUCCUUGGGGCAUUACCACCGAUGCUUUAGGAUUUAUUUACGUUUGCGACAAGGAGAAUCAUCGUGUACAGGUAUUCCAAUCUGAUGGUACAUUUGUGGGUAAGUUUGGUACCUGUGGCAGUGGUAGAGGACAACUCGAGCAUCCUCAUUACAUAGCUGUGAGCAAUACAAAUCGUGUCAUUGUGAGUGACAGCAAUAAUCAUCGCAUUCAGAUAUUCGAUGUAGGGGGGAGGGUAUUGUCGGCAUUUGGAUCUGAAGGUACUGAGGAUGGUCAGUUCAAGUUUCCACGGGGUGUGGCAGUUGAUGAUCAGGGCUACAUCAUUGUAGCUGAUUCCGGCAACAAUCGCAUUCAAAUAUUCACACCUGAGGGUGGAUUUGUUCGGGCUUUUGGAAAUUGGGGCAGUGGGGAUGGUGAGUUCAAGGGACUCGAGGGUGUGGCGGUCACAUCGUCGGGAAAUAUUGUUGUAUGCGAUCGGGAAAAUCAUCGCGUUCAAAUAUUCUAAUCCUGAAAUUUCUCAGCCAGUGGCCAGCGAUUUUUUGUUUAUCAUGAUAAUGUACUAAUUCGGCUUUCUACUUUAAUGUAUUCAGUUGACAAAAUUAUGACAGAUUGUAUGGUUUAUUGGAUGAUGAGAAAUAAUAAAAAUACAUCGUUUGAGCUACUCCUAUGACUAUCAGUUUUCGGAUCGAUGGCAUGCAGUUGAAAAUCAUGAUUUACUGUACGAAACAUGGUAAGAGGAAGAAUUUGUACUGUUUGUAUGCUUUAAAUACAUUGUUGCGGGAGAAUAUGAACCGA
Diachasmimorpha longicaudata is the source of this 4249-nucleotide messenger RNA. RefSeq names its product thin (gene tn). The record is from RefSeq and is a predicted model, not a curated record. Lineage: Eukaryota; Metazoa; Arthropoda; Insecta; Hymenoptera; Braconidae. Bases 273 to 3959 code for a protein of 1228 amino acids. Gene Ontology annotation, molecular function: metal ion binding; ubiquitin protein ligase activity; protein binding. The transcript has 14 exons. Gene Ontology annotation, biological process: negative regulation of translation; proteasome-mediated ubiquitin-dependent protein catabolic process; protein polyubiquitination.